Molecule: messenger RNA, 2267 nt
Organism: Solanum tuberosum (potato)
Lineage: Eukaryota; Viridiplantae; Streptophyta; Magnoliopsida; Solanales; Solanaceae
Exons: 10
Coding region: 252-2144 (630 amino acids)
Molecular function (GO): DNA binding
Source: RefSeq, a predicted model, not a curated record
UGAUCGUCCUCUCUUUAAACUGACAAAUGUUUUCAUUCUUCUGUUUAAUUGUUGAGUGUGUGUCAGCAAUUACUGUAAAAUCCAAGAAUAGAUUGCUCUCAGUUUCAAUUAGUAAAACUUUCUUGAAAAUAGGACUCUUCAACUAAAAUCUCUCUUUUCUUUACCCCAUUUCUCUCUUCAAUGCUUAAUGUUAUAGCAGAGUAAAAGUUUUCAGUUUUAUGUUGAAUAAGUGAAGUGGGCAUCUGGUAUAAAUGGUAAAGAAGAGGGGUAAGACGACUUUGAACAAAACAGAAAUUGCAGAAGAUUGGUGCUUUGAAUGUAAAGAUGGAGGAAAGCUCAUGAUUUGUGAUUAUGGGGACUGUUUGAAAGCUUAUCACCCUGCAUGUGUGGGGAAAGAUGACUCAGUCUUGACAAGUGAUAUCCAUUGGAUAUGUGGAUGGCAUACAUGCUUAGUUUGCCAGAAAAGUUCAAAUUAUCAAUGUUAUUGUUGUGAUAGAGCUGUAUGCUCUCGCUGCAUUGGUCGUAUCAAUUUUGUCCUUCUUAAAGGGAAGCAUGGAUUCUGCAAUAACUGCCUAAAGCUUGCAUUGCUUGUGGAAGAAGACAGAAAUAUUGAUUCUGAUGGGGAAAGUGUAGACCUCAGAGAUCGGGAAACAUACGAGGGCCUUUUCAAGGAGUAUUACGAGAUAGUAAAAGAAAAAGAAGGAUUUGACAAGAAUAGUCUCCUUGCUGGUAAGGCUAAACUAAAUAAGGAGAAGAUUUGCCAAAUUAGCUCUGAUUCAGAUAAACGUAGUGAAGAAGAGAACGAACACAGUGAAGAAGAGGAUGAGCAGAUUUCUUCAGACAAUGGAGAUUUCAGUGACGGAGAACCUCAGAAGAAAAGGCUUAAAAAGAAAAGAUGUACACAGCAGAAAACAAAGAUGCAAAGAAGUGUCAAUUCAAAGAAAAAAGUAUUUGUUGGAUGGGGAUCAAAAGCUCUUAUUGACUUUCUUCAGUUUAUUGGUCAAGAUACCAGAGAAAAAUUAUCCCAAUAUGAUGUCACAUCAAUAGUAACCAAAUAUAUAAAAGAACAUAACCUAAUCCAUCCAGUUAAAAAGAGAAGAAUCCUUUGUGAUGUUCAGUUACAAGCUGUUUUUGGGAAGAAAGUGGUAAACAGACACAGAAUAUUUAGCCUCCUUGAAAGCCAUUUUCUUGAAAAUGAGGAGCAAUUACAAAAGGAUGAGCUUGAUCAUGAUCUUGAAGACGAUGACACAGAAAUUUUGGUGGCUCCUAAAACUGAGAAAAAGGUUGAACAAAAGAAGAUAUCCUCAAUUUGGUAUUCAACUGCAGCACAAAGUCAAUAUGCAGCCUUGAUUCCUGAAAAUAUCAAACUCGUUUACCUGAAGAGGAGCUUGGUGCAGGAGAUGAUCAAGCAGCCCGAGUUCAUUGAAACCAAGAUUAUAGGAAGUUUUGUUCGGCUCAAGUUAGAUCCACGUGACUAUGAGCAGCGUAACUCUCAUCAGCUUGUGCAAAUUGCAGCGAGUGUUUCAGGGAUCAAGCUCAGAUCAAGUGAUAAGUGCAACAGCGAGACUUUAAUUCAAGUUUCAAAUAUGGCCAGAGAUGUUAGCUUGACCAUGCUUUCAGAUGAUGAGUUUUGUAAGGAAGAAUGCGAUGAUCUGAAGGAGAAGGUGAAAGCGGGUCUGCUUGAAAAGCUUACAAUUGUGGAGCUUGAACAGAAAGCUAAAAUCCUUCACGAGGACAUCACAAAGCAUAGGAUUGCUCGAGAGCUGGAAUUGUUGCAAAAACUCAUUGAUCGAGCAAAUGAGAAAGGAUGGAGACAUGAUCUUUUCCAGCAUCUGGAGAAAAGAAAGCUCCUACAGCAAGCUUCGUACCUGUCAUUUGUGCUGCAGAAUAUUCCUGCAGUGAUUCCAGAGGAAGUAGAGCUUGAAUCUCUAGAUAGGAAUGACAAUCAGAUGCACCAAUGCUCAGAUGAGACAACCCCUAUGAAACAGAAUAUUCUUGGAACGACUCCCGAGAAAGUAGAGCUUGAACCUCUGUCUAAGGGCGAGAAGGAUGACAAUCAGAUGCAUCAAUGUGCAGAUGAGACAACUCCUACUGUAGCUAUCAAAUGUGAACCGAAAGAUGGAGCACCUUGCUCAGGUAGUUAGUAGAUGUAAUGUAGCUUUGUGCAACUUCCGUCUUCUCCUCCCUUGGUCAAAUUGGCGUUGUCAAGCCUUUCCUGGAGAACUUAGUAGCCCAUCUCUAACGGGAGGAAAGAUGCUUCUAUCAGU